CGAAAAGUAAUAACAUUUGUUACUUUAAUGAAGAGUUUACUCGUGAAUGCUAUAAACGAUGCCAGAAACUGCAAUCAUAACGAAAAGUAUAUCUUCCCUGAAUGCUCCGAAGAGCAGCAGGGAAGAAACAAAUCAUUUUCUCGCCGAGAAGAGAUUGGCGCGAUGCAUCCAACGUAAAUUUCAAAAGUGUUCCCAACUCCCUAUACGAUGUCAGAAACCCGGUUCUUACUAUCGCCCACCGAAGACCUCCUUCAGAUUGACUGGUUUAACAACGAUAAGUCGUACAUCUCCGAUUAACACGGCCAAAAGUUGUCCAGAUAAUUCAACAUGUAACUCAAUCUUCUGCGUGAUUGGUACGCCAUGCUGCAGAAAAAGCUUAUCCAUGAGUGAUCUUUCACCGUCGAUAAUGGAGGCUGAGACCGGUGACCUCAGGUCGAAUAGUAGUUCGACCACGGAGAGAAUCGACGAAGGUGAUAAAGUUAAAGACAUUGCUGGUAACGAUAUCGGGAUUACUGUCGGUAUUAAAAAUUGGAUGGAUGGUUUCGUGUCCGAGGAAGGGGGCUCACGAUUCUUUCAGAAUCCAGAAAAAGCUGCGAAUUUGGUGUGCCGCGUGCUUAUGCUGAACGCCUGGAGGCGUAGACGCAAGGAAAUCUUGGGUUUUCGUCGAACGAUCGACAAUUUGAAUCAGCAAGUGAAAAAUCUUCAUCUGCAGAUCAUCGUAUUGCGUCGGUUGCUAGAUACAGAGAAUGGCCGCGUCUGUAAGCUAACUAACGAGGUUCGUCACGUUAGAACUCAGUUCGAUGAAACGUUGAAAGAAAAGGAUGCACUGAAAACGGAGACUGAGAAAAUGGAGGGAGAGAUCAGGCGUCUGAGCGAGUUAUCCGAGGAGAGGUUGGUCACGGCGGAGAACGUGCGAAAUGAAUUGCUUACCGUGCAAGCUCAACUGCAGUCACUCGACGAACAGCUUUCGAAGGAUAGAGAAAAACUGUUGAAAUUACGCGAAGAUAAAAAGAUACUUCUAGAAAAGGUAACAGCCAGCGAAACUCUAGCUGUUGAACGAGGAGCGAGAGCGGACAAAGCAGAAUCAGUUGGUGAGGAAUUGCAGAUGAAAUUAGCUACGCAGAUUGGACUGGUUGAAUCUUUAAAGCAACAAAUACAGCAAUACGCAAAGGAAUUGAAAAGCAAAGAGGAAGAGAAAUCGAAAUUAGAGAAACGCUUAAAAUCAUCUGAAGAAACAGGAAGAUCUCUACAUUUGCGCACAGUUUUCUUGGAAACUCAACUAGCCGACCGAGAAACAACCUUGCGUCGCGUAGAGUCAUCGUGCAUUUCCCAAUUAGCGGAAUUGAACGAAUUGAGAGAACGUCUAAUACGGCAGUCUCAAGAGGGGGGUUGGAGUAGCAGAAUGCUUCAGCUUGCUGGUAGCGUUGUACGUGCACCCAGAGCCAUUUUACGUACCCUGUUAUCAUCUACAGGUCCAGUGUUGACUUCUUAAAAGCUACAGCCAAUUGAGCGUUUAUCUUCUACACUUUUGAGUUUCUUGUUGAAACAAAGAAUUUGAAAAGUAGAACUUCCGGUUCAAUGAUUGUUUGAUGAAAAAGUGGUGGUACUGGUGGGAAGGGAGUUAAAUGGAAAUUGAGGAAGGGGGAGAGUUGUAUGGGAUCGAGAAGAUAGAAGAUUGAGGGAGACAGUUUCUAAGCAAUAGCAAAUUCACGGGUACUCAUAUAUUAACAAAAUUUUAUUUUUAUUUAUUUAUGUAUAUUUUUUUUUUUUUAUUCAAUAUACUUUCUGAUACGAGCGUCUUUAUGAAACGUGAAAUAUUUCAAAUUGAAGAAAAUGAUCAAUAAUCCUCUAUGAUAGUCAGAGACACAUUAGCGAUUAAAACUUGAUGCGAUAACAAAACUUGGGAUAAAUAGAAUAAAUAAAUAUAGAUACUGUUUUACUUUUUUAA
Molecule: messenger RNA, 1948 nt
Organism: Osmia bicornis bicornis
Lineage: Eukaryota; Metazoa; Arthropoda; Insecta; Hymenoptera; Megachilidae
Product: A-kinase anchor protein 9-like
Exons: 7
Coding region: 59-1492 (477 amino acids)
Source: RefSeq, a predicted model, not a curated record